Condylura cristata (star-nosed mole) is the source of this 616-nucleotide messenger RNA. It is a transcript of the gene VAMP5, whose product is annotated as vesicle-associated membrane protein 5. The coding region runs from base 109 to 396 and encodes 95 amino acids. Gene Ontology annotation, biological process: Golgi to plasma membrane protein transport. Gene Ontology annotation, cellular component: plasma membrane. Lineage: Eukaryota; Metazoa; Chordata; Mammalia; Eulipotyphla; Talpidae. The record is from RefSeq and is a predicted model, not a curated record. The transcript is spliced from 3 exons.
GAGCGGACCGGGAGGGAAAGUGCCGAUUGCACCCCGCGAGGCCGCCAGGUCAAGGCAGGGAAAGAAUUGGAGCGGUGCCAGCGGCAGGCAGAAGAGGUGACGGAAAUCAUGCUGAACAACUUCGACAAGGUCCUGGAGCGUGAUGGAAAACUGUCAGAGCUGGAGCAGCGUUCAGACCAACUCCUGGACAUGAGCACAGUCUUCAGCAAGACAACCAAGACCCUGGCCCAGAAGAAGCGUGGGGAGAACAUCCGUUGCCGGAUCUACUUGGGACUGGUGAUAGGCGGUUGCCUGCUUGUCAUCCUGAUUGUGCUACUGGCCACCUUUCUCCCACAGAGCAGCGAGGACAACAGUGCCCCGUUGGCCCAGGACGCAAGUGCUACGUCAGGGCCUUAAGACUGAAAUGGCUGGGCCUGAGAGAGGCUAAAUGGCUGCACUGGCCAGCUCUGGUCUCCCAGGGCUGUUUGAUCCCAUCUGAGCUACCCCAGCGAGGGCCAGAGGGCAGCCUUGACAUGUGCACCUUUACAUAUCCCAUCACACCACAGACUUGCCCUUGAGGGCAGCCCACUGUACUGCACUGGCCAUGCCAGGCCAACCCUACCUGGAACUCAGUAAA